Molecule: messenger RNA, 3431 nt
Organism: Hemicordylus capensis (graceful crag lizard)
Lineage: Eukaryota; Metazoa; Chordata; Lepidosauria; Squamata; Cordylidae
Gene: LPAR1
Product: lysophosphatidic acid receptor 1
Exons: 5
Coding region: 556-1665 (369 amino acids)
Biological process (GO): neurogenesis; phospholipase C-activating G protein-coupled receptor signaling pathway
Cellular component (GO): membrane
Molecular function (GO): lysophosphatidic acid receptor activity
Source: RefSeq, a predicted model, not a curated record
GGGGAGCAAGGAGAUCGUGGGGAGAGGGAGAGAUCGACACGAGGAAAGGGCAAUCGUGUGUGUGAGGAAGAAAUGCAAAGCAGCAGCAGUGAGGAGAGGCGCCUGGAUUGGAAGCACAGUACAGGAGGACCAGUUUGGCUGUGCCUGUGCGCGCUGGUAGGGCAGGCAGCGCUGCCCCCGAGCUUGCCCCCUCCCUGAAGCGCCGCCGGGGCAGAGGAUGGUGCUUACGCCGCCGCCGCCGCCUCCCUGCUGCGGGUGCCCGGCAGCGAAGUGAACCAUUGGAGCCCUCCAACUUGCGAAGAGGCACCAGCAGGCGGCUGGCUGGAAGAGGCGGCGAGGGCGGGAAGACCCCCUCUGGGUCAGUCUCACGGGCUGCGGGACGAGACGAGAGACUCUGUGGGGGCAGCAGCAGCAGCGGCACAGCCUGGGGGAUUUCGCCUGACCCAGGCCUAAAUGUCAGCAUGACUGAUAACUGACACAGAAUCUUAAGACUCCACCCAAACAUCUAAAGAGAAGGCAGCAAAAGGGGUCUAACAGACCACUAACCCUGUAACAAUGGCAGACCCCUCAGCUGAGGUACCCUUUUCUAUGAUGACACAACCACAGCUAAUUGAGUCCACCGCCAUGAGUGAGCUGCAGUGCUACUACAAUGAAACCAUUGCCUUCUUUUAUAACCGAAGUGGGAAAUAUCUAGCUACUGAAUGGAACACUGUGAGCAAGCUUGUGAUGGGCCUGGGGAUUACAGUCUGUGUCUUCAUCAUGCUAGCCAACCUCUUAGUUAUGGUGGCCAUCUAUGUCAACCGGCGUUUUCACUUCCCUAUUUAUUAUCUAAUGGCUAACUUAGCUGCUGCAGACUUCUUUGCGGGACUAGCCUAUUUUUACCUAAUGUUUAACACGGGACCCAACACUAGAAGAUUGACUGUGAGCACCUGGCUCCUUCGUCAGGGUCUCAUUGACACUAGCCUGACAGCCUCUGUCGCCAACUUGCUGGCCAUUGCCAUUGAGAGGCACAUCACAGUGUUCCGCAUGCAACUACAUACUCGGAUGAGUAAUCGGCGAGUGGUGGUGGUUAUUGUUGUCAUCUGGACUAUGGCCAUCGUCAUGGGUGCUAUACCAAGUGUGGGCUGGAAUUGUAUCUGUGACAUUACUCACUGUUCCAACAUGGCACCACUCUACAGUGACUCUUACUUGGUCUUCUGGGCUAUUUUCAACCUGGUCACCUUUGUAGUCAUGGUGGUCUUGUAUGCUCAUAUCUUUGGCUAUGUCCGCCAGAGGACUAUGAGAAUGUCUAGGCAUAGUUCCGGACCACGUAGGAAUCGGGAUACCAUGAUGAGCCUUCUGAAGACUGUGGUCAUUGUACUUGGUGCUUUUAUAAUCUGUUGGACUCCAGGAUUAGUCUUACUGCUCCUUGACGUUUGCUGCCCACAGUGUAAUGUCUUGGCUUAUGAGAAGUUUUUCUUGUUACUUGCCGAAUUCAACUCUGCCAUGAACCCCAUCAUCUACUCCUACCGGGACAAGGAAAUGAGUGCCACCUUCAAACAGAUUCUUUGCUGUCAGCGCAGUGAGAGUGCCAAUGGCCCGACGGAAGGCUCUGACCGGUCUGCCUCAUCACUUAAUCACACCAUCUUGACUGGAGUACACAGUAAUGAUCAUUCCGUGGUUUGAAAAGGAACUGAAAGAUAUAUUUUUUUAAAACCUCAUGCAUGAGAAUUUAGUGCUGGGUGAAUAGUUAUGAAACUGUUGACAACAUUGUUGCGGGUUUUGAAGCAGAGAAAAUAACAAACUUACAAACUCUUCUUAAUCACUAAUGGAUGAUAGUACUUACUGACCAGUGCCCGGACCGCAAACUGCCCAGUCUAGAAUCCUCACUCUUUUUAAAAAUUCCUCUGUUUUAUGAAAGUAGAAAGCAAGCUUCUCACACUGGGAAGCUGGCAUACAUACCUUUGGAAAAGCCAUUUUAAGCUACUUUAACUAGCCUUCAUCAGAUGACACUUUUGUGAUGGUCCUAACUGAAAUAAUCUCCAAUUAAUUAAGCCUAAUAGCUGCUUCACUGCCUUUUCAUAUAUGAGACACAGAGGCUUCUUUCUUGUUUUGUUUUAAAAUGCAUUUCAUUUAAUAGUUAUCCCCAUCAGCAUGCUUUGUUAUGGACAUUUUUCUGGGCAAGGAGAGAAACUGUGUUGUAGCAUUCAUUUUUAUUUACACUGCCAAUAACAAUGAACAACGUUUGGGUUUUUUGCUAGUACAGAUAGGAAGGUAUUGGUGGGAAGUGAGUGUCUUUACCUUGAUUUACUGGUGUUCAGAAGCAUGUGUGUAUGCCGAUGUACUUAACUCUCACAUUGAAAUCAAUGGGACUUAAAAUGCUUAACUUCUGGCUAUUGCCCCUAAGAUGUUAAAAUUUCUUUAGUAAAAAGCAGAGCAAACUAAGUAAUGUACACAGAAAGUCCCAAGUUUCUUAUGGCUAGAUCCCUAAUGUGGGAUGGAUAUAUAAGGCUUUAAAAGAGCCACCUUCAAAUUGGUUAAGGUGAGACACAAUAAUUGUGGUGUAGAAGAGUCUUCUAAUUAAUUAUGGAGUGCAAAGGGAUUUUGCUUUUUGAAAAACCAUGCUUUUUAAAAAGUAAAGCUUUUUAUUAUUGUUGUUUUUAAAAGGAUUUUUUUCUCCACUAUUUUGCACUGAGUGGGGGAUUUUUCUUUUUAAUUGCUUGCCCUUUAUAAUAGCAUCCAACUAUUUCCAUGACCCACGGUACAAUCUCUCUCUUUUUUUUUAGGCAACCAGAUAAGUAUCACAAUUAAAAUAUGUUUGUGUACCAUUUCUACAAACAGGUCUAAUAUGUAGGAAAGUGGUUUAAAGUGAAGUCUUUGUAACUCUGAAAUCUUUCUUCACUGAGGUCUAAUAUAAAGACCUCUAUACUAAAAGUUGAUAACUUUUUAAAGAACUUGGGACCAUAGUAAUAAUUGUGUAUUAUAUCCACAACAAAUUUUCAGUCCUUUUCUGUGCUAAAAAUCUGUGUAUAUUGGAUUUAACAUUUGCUUCAAAUUGAUCCAUCAUUCUAAUCCUCUGGAAUGAUGGUAACAGAUCUGAGAUAUAGCACCAUGUUUGUGUGGGUAGAGUAUGUAGAUUUCUAAGAACAAUGUAUAGCAAUGUCAGAAAGGUCAAGAGUAUGAAUAAAGAUAGACUAUUUAGUGAGAUACAAAAUGCGAAUUGAAAGUAAAAGGGAAGCGUGGCUGAUCCUCCCAGAACAUGUCCAGAGUUCACCUGCCAGUUAACCCAAAGUUGAUGUGAUGACAAACAUUUUGAAUUCCUUACUGAAACUGAAAGCAAUGAACUUACAGUACUUUACUUAUGUAACUUGCCUAAUGAAAAAGAAGUCAGGCUAUUAGAACUUUUAAAAAUACCCUACAUGCUAAGCCACUAAUAAAGUUUUCUCAAUGAG